AAGCGCAAAAAAAAGUACGUUUUGGUUAAAAUAUAAGGUUUUGUGGAGCCCUAAUUUGAAUUUGGUGAAGCAGUGCAGUGAAAAUCGCGUUUCCGCCAAAUGGAGGUUCUGUACUCGAAGCUCUACGACAAGUACACCAAACUCAAGACUAAGAAACUCUCCGAUUUGGAUCACGUCAACAAGGAACAAGAGCUCAAAUUCGUCAAUUUCUUGUCCGUUGCGGAGGAGCUGAUAGAGGACUUGAGGACCGAAAAGGAAGAGCUUCUUGGACAAGUCAAUGCGUUGAUAACUGAGUUGGCUUCGCUUAGAAGUGCCGAGGACAAGCAGGUAGCGGAUUAUCAGAGGCUUUUGAUGGUGGAAAGCGAGAAAAAUGAAACUCUUUCUGAAGAAGUUGAAAAGUUGUUAAAGCUUCUCCAGGAAGGAACAUCUCAUAGUUUAAAUAAUAACAGUAAGAUCAUGACUUUAGAUGAUCAGUUUAAGACUAAUUCUAACAGUUCAUCUUUAAAAAUGACAAGGUUUAUAUCUUUUGAAAAUGAAGGUAAUUCUGUGGAGAGGGAAUCAACACAAAACGCUUUCAAGGAGACCGUUUCUAGUGAGCUGCUGCAGUGCGGUACUAAGACUAAUGAUCAAUCAGGCAUUGAUUUACAGGAGAGUGGACAUGGUAACUGGCUUAUUCAAGCUCUUUUUGUGUAUGCACUGGGCAUGAAAUUAUCCACCGACUAUCAAUCUGGACGAGUAUGCCUUUCUGCACUGCAUCAAUCAAGUGGUUACUCCUUCAGUUUGUCAUGGAUUAGUAAAUCACCUGGAGAGGAAGCAGAGCUGCUGUACCAUGUUUUAUCUCUAGGCGCAUUUGAAAGAGUGGCACCAGAAUGGAUGAGGGAGGACAUCAUGUUCAGCCCUAGCAUGUUGCCCAACUUCUUUGAAAGGGUAUCUCAUGUUGUCAAGUUGAACCACUAAUGUUUUUGUAGCAUCCAUUCCCCUACUUCCCAUCCUUUGAAUGUACAUUUACUGUACAUAUUUCCUGCUUUAUUUGGAGAACAUUAAGUUGAGCUAUGCAUGUAAGCUUUCUUUCUGUCCAAUCCCAUUUCAUUUGCCCGUUGCAAAUUCAAAGAAUUUGUAAGUUUUUUUUUUUUUAACUAAGAAUUUGUAAGGUUUAUUUGGAGCUUUUAGGGCUUGUUUAACUUAGCUUAUCAUAUACUAAAGCUACAGUUUGGUUAAGCUUAUGAAUGGGACUGGCAUUUCUUCA
Molecule: messenger RNA, 1246 nt
Organism: Cajanus cajan (pigeon pea)
Lineage: Eukaryota; Viridiplantae; Streptophyta; Magnoliopsida; Fabales; Fabaceae
Biological process (GO): developmental process involved in reproduction
Source: RefSeq, a predicted model, not a curated record